Priapulus caudatus is the source of this 1155-nucleotide messenger RNA. RefSeq lists its product as uncharacterized. The record is from RefSeq and is a predicted model, not a curated record. Lineage: Eukaryota; Metazoa; Priapulida; Priapulimorpha; Priapulimorphida; Priapulidae. The transcript has a single exon. The coding region runs from base 68 to 655 and encodes 195 amino acids.
ACCAAGCAAAAGAAAUUCAAACCGCUCUCUAUUGUGACUGCAGCUGCAAGGUCUAGGCAGUUUCCUGAUGAUUUCUACGCUGACGGGAGUCCCGAGUGUUAUGUUCUGCAAACAUUGCCAUCAUAGUGUAGACUACACACGAUUAGACACUGUAAAAGACCAUAUCAAAAGUAAGAAACAUAUGAAAAGAAAAGAAUCAAAGACAGAACCUUUAGGUGGAUCAUCCAAGGGGCCACAUCAGCGUCAGAUCAGUUUGGAUACAGCUAUGAAAUCUAAAGAUCUUCGAGAAGGGUUUAUAUUAAGUGUAAAGUGCUUUGUAAAGUGCUGCACCAUGGCUGACAUCCCUCUCAACAAAGUGGAGAAUAUGAGACCUUUUAUGAGGCCUAACAGUGUUUAUGUGCCAUGUCUGGCUCAUAUCAUCAAUCUUGGUGCCGAAGCAUUCCAACAUUACCCAGAAUUCAGCAAGGUUGACACUUUCACAAAGAUGGUGAAGUCAUCGUUCUUUAAGAAGCCAGCACGCAAGAACAGGCACCUCAAGUAUGUCAGAGAAUAUCUGACAGCUGACCAGUGCAAGUUGCCCCAUGUCCCCGUUUCCACCCGAUGGAAUUCAUGGUACAACUGUCAAAUAUCAUUCAGAACACCUCCAUGUCUAUGAAGGGUUCUUUAGACAGGAGGCGAGUAAAGGUGUGGCCGUUGAAACAAUAUUAGAGAUGCUACGGAACAAGGACAUCUACAACGAACUGAAACUCUACAUGGGUUUCAUCACUGAGCACAGUGCCCGUCUCACAACCGUACUCACCAGCCUAGAGGGUACAAUGAAACCACGUGCCUGCACCGUUUUCAAUGUUCUUGAAGAUGUUAACGCAUUCCUUGCUGCUGAGAGGAUCAUUUGGUGAAACUAACAAGCUGCUACAAGAAAACCCUCAAGCAGAAAAAGAGAAGCUUUGUAGAACUUUUAAGAACGUGUUCAAGACAGCAGCAGACAAGAUCAACAAGCACCUUGACCAACAUCCAGCUAUGCCUUUUUACAAGGCUGCUCGGAUUUUUGAUCCGAGACAGCUUGGCUCCAUUUUACUGGACAUAGGCGACUACCAGCAUGUCUUAACUGGUUUGAUUACAAUCAAACAGAGGCUCUACAAGAAUGGCUAAUAUACA